Molecule: messenger RNA, 1173 nt
Organism: Penaeus indicus
Lineage: Eukaryota; Metazoa; Arthropoda; Malacostraca; Decapoda; Penaeidae
Exons: 4
Coding region: 1-1173 (390 amino acids)
Source: RefSeq, a predicted model, not a curated record
AUGAAGCUCAAUAAGGUUAUAGCUCUUAUCAGAACUGAAUCAAUACCGGAAGUAAACAUAGUCUUACGCAAGGCACUACGCACGGAUUUAGGACAGUUAAAUAGAAUGAAAAGAAAUGCGUUGCAAAGUGAGGGUACCGUAUCAAAGCUUGAAAGGAAAUAUCGCAUAGUAGAAAAAGGUAUUGAUGUGGUCCAUGAAGAAGUACAACAGAGGCUAGUUGCAAUUGGGGCAAAGCUUGAAAGAUAUGACAAUAGGACAGAGCAGUACAGACAGAAUCGCUUGUUUGAAUCAAAUCAAAAGAAAUUGUUCGAGGAAUUAGACGGAGUAGAAAGAGAAACGGUGGUGCCUGAUGCAGAGGAAAGUACUCGCUUUUGGAGUGACAUAUGGGACAAACCCAUAGGCGGGUACAAGACGACAUAUAUUGAAGUGACGAAGUUGAAGAAGCAGGUGAGAAAAUUGCCAAAUUGGAAAAGCCCAGAGCCCGAUGGAGUUCAGGGGUAUUGGAUAAAGAACUUAAGUAAUUUGCAUGGUAGCAUAGUACAUCAACUUGACAGGUGUCUCCAAGAAAAUCACGUGCCGGUAUGGAUGGUCACUGGGAAAACAGUAUUGUGUGAAAGAAUUGGAGAAAGGAAACGCAGUCAGGGCCGUCGCGACGGGGGGUGUGGGGGGAUCUUAGCGGAAGAAUUGUAUGAACAUCUUGAGCAAGCAAACAUAUUACCAUGGGAACAAAAGGGGUACAGAAAAGGAAGUCGAGGGACAAAAGACCAACUUCUCAUUGACAAAAUGACAAUGAGAAAUUGCAAGAAACGCUUAACUUCACUGGCUGUUGCAUGGAUUGCCUACAGCAAAGCAUAUGACAAGGUGCUCCACACCAUCGAUUCAAGAGCGGUUUCAAUCGUCAGAUAUGGGGCGGGGAUCAUAAAGUGGACAAAGAAUGAAUUGGAAGAAUUGGACAGAAAAACAAGAGAACUGAUGACAAUAUAUGGUGCGCACCACCCCAAAGCAGAUGUUGAUAGGCUAUAUUUAAAUAAAUGUGACGGUGGGAGAGGCUUGAUAGGAGGUGAAGACUGUGUGCAGGCAGAAGUAAAUAGUCUUGACAAGUACCUAGGUGCAUCAGAGGAAAACAUGUUGAAAGAAGUAAGCCUCAGUAGUACCCUUGAAAACAAUAAGUAA